AUGAAGUUCACCUCGCUCUUCGCAGGAGCCCUGUUGAUGGGCUCCGCCUUCGCCGCCGUCAAAGGCGACCUCCCCUCCACCGAGACCGUCACCAUCCCCAUCACCACCGCCAACUCGCGCGGUGCUGCCGACGUCAAACCCAAGCUCAUCGCCAAUCUCGUCCUCGACAAGGUCAACGACGUCCUCACCACCUCCUCCAUCCCCACACUCUCCAAGAUCAAACGUCACCGACGCACCGCCACCGACCUCCUCGCUCGAGCUCUGCCGACGCUUCGUUGGCCGUACGACUCCACCACCCGCAAAGUCCGCGGUGUCUCCCUCGGCGGUUGGCUCGUGGUAGAGAACUUCAUCACUCCUUCCAUCUACGCUUCCACGGGGAACGACAACAUCAUCGACGAAUGGACCUUCGGUGCCCUCCAAUCCCGCGACCAGGCCGUGUCGAUCCUUCAACCGCAUCUGAACAACUUCGUCACGGAGGAUGAUAUUCGUCAGAUCGCAGCGGCGGGGUUGAACCAUGUGAGGAUCCCCAUUGGGUAUUGGGCGUUUGAAGUUUCGUCCGGAGAACCGUAUUUGAAGCUCAACCAGUGGGAUCUGCUCAAGCAGGCUGUCGGGUGGUGUGGAAAGUACGGAUUGAAGGUGUUGGUGGAUCUGCAUGCUGCACCGGGCAAUCAGAAUGGUUUCGAUCACGGUGGUCAUCGUGGUGUCUCCACCUGGGCUUCCAAUGCCACGAAUGUUCAGCGUACGAUCAACAUCUUGCAGACCAUGUCGAAGGAAUUCUCCCAAUCCAAGUACGCCAACUCGGUGACGGCGUUGGAAUUGCUCAACGAACCCGUCACGGAUAAGUCGGUUGUACUGGACUUCUACCAACGAGCCUACGAAGUCGUUCGUUACCCCAACGGCCGUUCCUCCCCCGCAUCCCCCCUCCUCGUUGCCAUCUCGGACGAAUUCGUCUCCCCAGCAUACUCAAACUACUGGGACGACAAACUCCGCCCUCCUACCUACGAAGCCGUCGCGAUCGACACCCACAUCUACACCAUCUUUGACGACAAAUCCCUCCGUCUCUCCUCCAAAGACCGCAUCAACUACUACUGCUCGCUCAAAUCCAAAUGGACCUCGUCCAACAAGAUCCACUGGCAACUGCUCGGAGAGUGGUCCCCCGCCUUCACCGACUGCGCCCAGGGUGUCAACGGUAGAGGCAGAGGAAGUCGCUACGACGGAAGCUUCAAGGGAAGUCAAGGUAAAAUCAACAGCUGUGCGGGCAGGAGUGGAAGCGCAGCCACCUUCUCGCAGAACUACAAGAAUCUACUGGGUAGGAUGUGGGAGUCUCAGGUGGAUGCCAACGAGGGUGGUGUCGGCUGGAUGAUGUGGACCUGGAAGACCGAGAGUGGCGCAGCGGAGGACUGGAGUUACCAGAAGGGCUUGCAGUACGGAUGGAUCCCCAAGGAUCCAACCCAGAGACCUCAGGGUGUCAAGUGCUGA
Molecule: messenger RNA, 1479 nt
Organism: Pseudozyma hubeiensis SY62
Lineage: Eukaryota; Fungi; Basidiomycota; Ustilaginomycetes; Ustilaginales; Ustilaginaceae
Product: exo-beta-1,3-glucanase
Exons: 1
Coding region: 1-1479 (492 amino acids)
Biological process (GO): glucan catabolic process
Cellular component (GO): cell surface; extracellular region
Molecular function (GO): beta-glucosidase activity
Source: RefSeq, a predicted model, not a curated record